This is a messenger RNA of Phyllotreta striolata, 718 nucleotides long. The record is from the annotation of a GenBank genome assembly. Lineage: Eukaryota; Metazoa; Arthropoda; Insecta; Coleoptera; Chrysomelidae.
GCAAAUACGUGUUUACCGAAGAAAUCCUUGCAGUUUAUUUUUUAUAUGUUUCUGGUUGCAGAUUCUUCUAUAUUACGUUGCACUUUUGCGAGUCGGUUUGUAGAUCACGAACGUCAAUUUAUUUCGAUUUUAUAUUUGAAUCGCCUUAUAAAAUGGUAUUUGCGGCAUUUCGAUCUUCUCUAGUGAUGUUCGCUUUCAUUUACGUGAAAUGCAGUUCUGAUAGUGACAGUAAAAUAUUGAAAUUUAUAAACGACCACAACGCGGACGGCUAUAAUUUCGAGUUUCAAACAAGCAACGAUAUUACAAGAAAAGAAACAGGCAAAAUAAAAUUGUUGGGUCGAGAUCAGCCUGUCGUGAACGUGGAAGGUGAAUAUUCAUUUAACCUCCCCAACGGUGUCCCAUUAUUUGUUUCGUAUGUGGCCGAUGAAAACGGAUACCGUCCAAAAGUUGAAUUCGGGGCAGUAAAGAAGUCUUCCGUUACCAUCGGCACGAGAUUCAAGGUCGACGAUACGAAACGCAUAAGUUCUGCUGCUCUAGCAUCGCUAGCAGGAGGCGGUUUAGGUAAAUGACUUGAUACGAGAAUAUAUCACGUGUAAUGUUAUUUUUGUAUUAAUAAAAUGUCAAUUACAUCACGAAUUAUGUCUUAAUGUGUUAUUCUGAUUGAUGUAUACCGAUUUAUAUUAAAUGAAUAUAAAAUUGGUGUCUCUUUUGUUACAUA